Lonchura striata (white-rumped munia) is the source of this 3501-nucleotide messenger RNA. Lineage: Eukaryota; Metazoa; Chordata; Aves; Passeriformes; Estrildidae. The record is from RefSeq and is a predicted model, not a curated record.
GCUGGCCUGGCACUGCCCACCCCUGCCAGCCUCGGGAGAGCUCGGAGCGGCCCAGGAUGCCUGCGGAGGGACCCGGGACUCCUCUCUGGACAUAAGGGGGUGGCCGAGGGAGAGACAUGUGGGGACAGCGCCCUGCCAGCCGGCACAGAUCUCCCUGCUCCGACACGAGCGGCGCUGACCAUGGCCACAGCUUGGAGGUUCCUCACCUGGACCGUCACCCUCAGCCUGGCCGGGGGCACCUUCCCCGGCUUCCCCUUCCAGUCACAAGAGGAAUUCCUCUCCAGCUUGGAUCACUAUGAGAUCGCCUUCCCCAUCCAAGUGGACCAGAACGGGGAUUUCCUCACCUUCGACAUGCGCCGGCAGCUGAGGCCGCGGCCGCGGCGCUCGCUGCCCUACGAGCCCUCGGAGCAGCAGGUCUUCUACAAAGUCUCUGCCCACCACACGCAGUUCCUGCUCAACCUCACCCUGCACUCCAACCUGCUGGCCGAGCACUUCACCGUGGAGUACUGGAAGCGGGACGGGGUGGACUGGCAGCACGACUUCCACGAGGACUGCCACUACGCCGGCCACCUGCAGGACCAGCACCUCAGCUCCAAGGUGGCCAUCAGCAACUGCAACGGGCUGCACGGGGUGAUCGUGGCGGAUGAGGAGGAAUAUUUCAUCGAGCCCCUGAGCCCCGGAGCCAACGUCAGCACGGGGGGAGAGGGCAAGGGCAGCCCCCACGUGGUGUACAAGCGCUCGUCCCUGCAGUACCCUCACAUGGAUGCAGCCUGUGGAGUGAUGGACGAGAAGCCCUGGAAGGGGAGGCACUGGUGGCUGAGGACGCUGAAACCCUCCCCUCUGAAGCCUUCGGGCAACCACAGCCAGCGGGGCCAGCUGCCCCUGAAGAGGUCGGUGAGCACCGAGCGCUACGUGGAGACCCUGGUGGUGGCUGACAAGAUGAUGGUGGGCUACCACGGCCGCAGGGACAUCGAGCAAUACAUCCUGGCCAUCAUGAAUAUUGUUGCCAAACUUUUCCAGGACUCGAGUCUGGGCAAUAUUGUCAAUAUCCUGGUCACCCGGCUGAUCCUGCUCACCGAGGACCAGCCCACGCUGGAGAUCAACCACCACGCUGGGAAAUCCCUGGACAGCUUCUGCAAGUGGCAGAAAUCCAUCGUCAACAGGAACGGCAACGGGAACGCCAUCCCGGAGAACGGCAUCGCCAACCACGACACCGCCGUGCUGAUCACCAGGUACGACAUCUGCAUCUACAAGAACAAGCCCUGUGGCACCCUGGGCCUGGCCCCCGUGGGUGGGAUGUGUGAGCGGGAGAGGAGCUGCAGCAUCAACGAGGACAUCGGGCUGGCCACGGCCUUCACCAUCGCCCACGAGAUCGGCCACACGUUCGGCAUGAACCACGACGGGGUCGGCAACAGCUGCGGCUCGCGGGGGCAGGAGACGGCCAAGCUGAUGGCUGCUCACAUCACCAUGAAGACCAACCCCUUCGUGUGGUCCACCUGCAGCAGGGACUACAUCACCAGCUUCCUGGACUCGGGGAUGGGAUUGUGCCUGAACAACGCUCCUCCCAAGCAAGAUUUCAUCUACCCCACGGUGGCCCCGGGCCAGGCCUACGACGCCGACGAGCAGUGCCGCUUCCAGUACGGAGUCAAAUCCCGCCAGUGUAAAUACGGGGAAGUCUGCAGCGAGCUGUGGUGUCUGAGCAAAAGCAACCGCUGCAUCACCAACAGCAUCCCGGCAGCUGAGGGCACCAUCUGCCAAACCAACACCAUCGACAAGGGGUGGUGCUACAAGAGGGAGUGUGUGCCCUUCGGGACGCGGCCAGAGGGCGUGGACGGAGCCUGGGGGUCGUGGUCAUCGUGGGGCGAGUGCAGCCGGACGUGCGGUGGCGGCGUGUCCUCGUCCGUGCGCCACUGCGACAGCCCCAGGCCCACCAUCGGAGGGAAGUACUGCCUGGGGGAGAGGAAACGCUACCGCUCCUGCAACACACAGGACUGCCCGCCGGGCUCGCAGGACUUCCGAGAGCUGCAGUGCGCCGAGUUCGACAACGUGCCCUUCCGAGGGAAGUACUACACCUGGAAAACCUACCGGGGAGGGGGUGUCAAGGCCUGUUCCCUCAACUGCCUGGCCGAGGGCUUCAACUUCUACACGGAGCGGGCGGCGGCCGUGGUGGACGGGACCCCGUGCAGGCAGGACUCCAACGACAUCUGUGUCAACGGGGAGUGCAAGCACGUGGGCUGUGACCGGGUGCUGGGCUCCGACGCCAAGGAGGACAAGUGCCGGGUCUGUGGGGGAGAUGGCAGCUCCUGCGAGACCAUCGAGGGCGUCUUCAACCAGUCCCUGCCCGAGGGAGGUUACGAGGAGGUGAUCCAGAUCCCCAAGGGCUCCGUCCACAUCGACAUCCGGGAGCUGAACCUCUCCAUCAACUACCUGGCGCUGCGAGGGGACAGUGGGGAAUAUUUCAUCAACGGGAAGCUCUCCAUCGAUCCCCCCCGGCGCUUCGACAUCGCCGGCACCACCUUCCACUACAGGAGGUCUCCUGAGGAGCCCGAGUCGCUGGAGGCUUUGGGACCCACCAACAUCACCCUCUUUGUCAUGGUGCUGGUGAGGACGGAGCCACAGGGGAUCCGCUACAAGUUCAACGCUCCCGUGGGCAGGGAUGGCUCCAGCCUGUACUCCUGGCACUACACCCCGUGGACCAAGUGCUCCGUGCUGUGUGCAGGGGGCAGCCAGAUCCAGUCCGUGGUGUGCAGGAAACUCUCUGAUGGCUCAACUGUCCCCAACCAUUUCUGCAGCGCUGACGCCAAAGUCCCCGAGCGCCAGAGGAGCUGCAACACCGAGCCCUGUCCCCCGGCCUGGGCCAUCGGGAACUGGUCCGAGUGCAGCCGGAGCUGCAACGAGGGCGUCCGGACCCGCAGCGUCUUCUGCAAGAGGAAGAUCUCUGCCAGCGAGGAGAAAACCCUGGAUGACGCCUCCUGCACGCAGCCACGGCCAAAGAUGCUGGAGCCCUGCAACAACCAAACGUGUCCUCCCGAGUGGGUGGCCCUGGACUGGUCAGAGUGCACCCCAAGCUGUGGGCCCGGCUUCCGCCACCGCAUCGUCCUGUGCAAGAGCGGCGACCACAGCGUGACCCUGCCCACCUCGCAGUGCCACGAGGCCGCCAAGCCCCCCACCAGCAUGAGGUGCAACCUGCGGCGCUGCCCCCCACCCCGCUGGGUCACCGGCGAGUGGGGAGAGUGCUCUGCCCAGUGUGGCCUCGGGCAGCAGAGGAGAUCCGUGCAGUGCCUGGCGCACACCGGGCAGCCGGCCAUGGACUGCGUGGAGGCCCUGCAGCCCCCAGGGAUGCAGCAGUGCGAGAGCAAGUGCGAGUCGGGGCCCACGGACAACCCCGAAGAGUGCAAGGAUGUGAACAAGGUGGCCUACUGCCCGCUGGUCCUCAAGUUCAAGUUCUGCAGCCGGACCUACUUCCGACAGAUGUGCUGUAAAACCUGCCAGGGCCACUAG